Paraphaeosphaeria sporulosa is the source of this 2868-nucleotide messenger RNA. RefSeq lists its product as uncharacterized. The record is from RefSeq and is a predicted model, not a curated record. Bases 1 to 2868 code for a protein of 955 amino acids. The transcript has 5 exons. NCBI's taxonomy places the organism in Eukaryota, Fungi, Ascomycota, Dothideomycetes, Pleosporales, Didymosphaeriaceae.
AUGAACAAAGCGCGGCAGAAACACAAACACAGUGCCAUUAACGAUGAGGACAGCAAGCAACGAAAGAAACAUAGAGGCCCGGAACUCCUUGAGUUUGAAUCUACGGACGUUAAGACCUACGUAUACAACGCUCUACCGCCAGAAAGAAAACGCAUUAGACUUCUACGUCUUUUUGCUGGCGUUUUGGAGAAUCCACAGAUCAACUGCGAGAUGUUUGAGGCUGAGUUCGAUGGCCAUGGUAUACUGAGGCAUCUGGAUGAAGUUCUGAAGAGUUCCCGACUAGGGAAGAAAGAACCUUAUCAUGCACUUUCCUGGCGAUGGGGCGACGAGGAUGACGGAAAAUAUGCCAUCAUGAUCAAAAGGAAGGGAAAUCUGUUCAAGAAACGCGUAUCGAGAACCUUAGGCCUUGCCUUGAAAUUCCUUCGUCUCAAGGAAGACCGCGUUCUCUGGAUUGAUGCCAUCUGCAUCGACCAGAAGAACUUGGAGGAGCGCAGCUUUCAGGUCUCCUUGAUGUCCCUCGUCUACACUGGUGCGAAAGAGAUAUGUGUUUGGCUGGGUGAAGACGACGAUGACAGCACCCAAGCAAUCCAGUUUGUGAAAGACGAGAUCAGCCAACUCAAAGAUUUUGAUAAACUCUGCAUCGAUCAGCAACACUCGCCGAAAUGGAAGGCUCUUCUGGGGUUAAUGCAAAGAGACUGGUUUUCUAGACGUUGGGUAGUGCAAGAAAUAGCGUUGGCAGAAAAGGCGCAAGUGUAUUGUGGUCCCGACCAAAUCCCUUGGGUUGAUUUAGCAAUUGCAGUGGAGCUUUUUGUUGAGGUCGAAACCGCAACACAUCGGCUCUCCGAGCUCAUAAAGAAAGACGAUGCCCACAAUGUAGUUCCAUACUGGUUCGAACACGUCUCAGAGCUCGGCGCAAGCGUUCUCGUGAACGCAACGGCGAGAAUCUUCCGCGGACACAAAGGGGGUGGCUAUGGACCCUAUAUCGGCGUCCGUCGAAGUCUUCUAAGUCUAGAAUAUUUGGUGACUUCACUCUCCAUCUUCGACUGUGGGCGCCCUCACGACUCGAUAUAUGCGCUUAUAGCUAUUGCCCGAGAUGCUGCUCCUCACCCACCAUCGUCGCUGACUCGACGGACGAAAGAAGCUCUCAUAGCUGAAGUUUUCUCUGACGCGAUCGAACAAAAGCCAUAUCCUCUUGACUACAAUAGUCCAUACCCAGACGUGUGCAAAGAGUUUCUGCAGUUCUGUAUUAGAGGUGCAGCGAAAACCGACAAGGUUCAGGCACUAGACAUUCUGUGUCGGCCGUGGGCCAAAGACUGGCGGCCGAAGGAAUAUAUCGCUACACCUGAGGCGACAUCUACGAAAAAAGUUGGAGAGUCUGAGGAAAAUCCACCCAAACUACCACCAAUACUCAAGCAUGAAGGUGGUUGGAUGCGAGGGCCAAAGGGAGCCAGGGUGGAAGACAACCGCGACAUGACAGAAUACUUUUCAAAAGCGACACCGCUUGAUUCACCAAUGACUACGCGAGGAGCGAAGGAGACAAAUGAAGGCGACAUACACAUCCCUGCGAGUCGAAGAUGGUUUCCAAAGGAAGAGAAGACCAAAGACAAGAAGAAAGAGAAGCGGGAAGGUGGCGGUCGCAAGGACCGUAGACCUAGAGAUUUUGAGCCACAACAUGUUGACGAUCUAGCCUUGCCCUCAUGGGUGGCAACUAUAGCUGGGGCGGCUUUCGACAUAUUCCCCCAUCCAGGUAUGGAUAUGGUGAAAAUGGGACGAAAGAACGCGGACCCACUUGUGGGGACACCACAGGAUGGUCGUCGUAACUACAACGCUUGCCAGCUCUGGGGAGUGGAUGUAGAUGACAUCAAGUUCCGCAGACGAGCUCGGCUCGGACAUUACAGCUUGUAUGUCAAGGGCUUUCGAUUCGAUCAGGUUGAAGAGGUAUCGCAUGUCUCUCAAGCGGGUACGAUUCCAUCCGCCUGGCUUGACCUAGCGAAAUGGUCCAAGGCAAGAAGGACCAGAGGACUAUGGGACGACCCUGGUGACCCACCAGAUGAUUUCUGGCGUACGCUUGUUGCAGACCGAGGUAUGCAUAAUCAAAAUCCGCCCUACUACUAUAUGCGGGCUUGCAAGGAAACAGUCAUGAAAGGAGGUUUGCGCAGCAAUGCAGUCGAUACAUCUUCAUUGAUCCACAACGAGCGAAACUCUAUCGUAGCGGAAUUCUGCAGGCGCGUCCAGUCCGUGAUUUGGAACAGGGCUUUGAUUCGCACAAAAGGGGGAAAGCUAGGUCUCGCUUCAGAUGGUGUAAGGAAAGGAGAUUGGGUGUGUCUCAUCUACGGCUGCACAGUUCCUGUAAUCCUGCGCAAGCACGGUGGGCUCAAAAGUCAGCAAGAGUAUGACAGAGAGAGGUAUGAAGAUUGCAUCGAAGCACUAAGGCGAUGCAUUCGCAAAGCCGCAAAAGCCAGGUUCCGUAAAGCACAGUAUAGGAAUCUGAAAAAAGAGAAGCCCGGGUGGGAGGUGGAUGUCCAAUCCAAACUCGCAGACUACAAACAAAAAAAUCCGGACAAUGCUGUCCCAGCCUCAACUUCUCAGACUGCAAACGAGGGUAGAUCCACUCAUGAUAUCCUAUUCAAAGAAGAUGACCCGGUCAUCGUACCAACACUGGACACGGAGCUUGACGAAGAAAUAAGUGAAUCUGAAAGCGAAGGCGAUAGUGAGCGGAAGGAACGACAAAAGAAAGCCUUCGAGAUGGAUCCUUUUAGAUUCUAUAAUUUUCUUGGGGAAGCAUACAUCCAUGGCAUGAUGGAUGGCGAAGCAGUGCGCGAGAAGUUCUACAAGGGCAAGCCGGACCAUAUUUUCGAGCUACGCUAA